Molecule: messenger RNA, 2112 nt
Organism: Macadamia integrifolia
Lineage: Eukaryota; Viridiplantae; Streptophyta; Magnoliopsida; Proteales; Proteaceae
Product: receptor-like protein 56
Exons: 7
Coding region: 1-2112 (703 amino acids)
Molecular function (GO): protein binding
Source: RefSeq, a predicted model, not a curated record
AUGUCCAAUGCUAAAGGGUACCUUUACAUGUACAUGUCAUUUUUAUCUACUCUUCCUAACAUGAAAUCAUUGGAUCUGAGUUAUAAUUUUCUUAUCGAGGCCUCCUCUUCUUCACAUACAAAACAAGGCUCUACAGUAAGUUUUGUUGGCUUGGGAAAGCUGGAGUCUCUACAUCUAUAUGGGAAUCAUAUUAACAACGGUAUUCUUCCAUUUUUGGGUGUACUCACAUCCCUCAAGACCCUGUUCCUCGGUUACAACAAUUUUGACGGAUUGCUCCAUAUGGAAGUUUUGUGUGGAAUGAAGAGGCUUCAACAAAUAUUAGAUUUGUCCGGUAACCAAUUCAAAGGAAACAUCCCAUCAUCUCUCAUAACUAGCCUCUCAUCCCUUUCACACAUUAUUUUGGGCUACAAUGACUUUGAGGGGACAUUCACAUUCCAAAUCUUUGCUAACCAUUCAAAACUUGAUGUUAUUGACUUGGACAGUGCUGGAAGCAAAUUAAAGUUAGAAACUGAACAUCCCCCUUGGGUUCCUCUUUUCCAGUUGAAGACAUUGCUGUUGUCAAAUUGUAAUCUUAAAAAGCAAAGUAAUAAUGCUUUUCCCAGUUUCCUCUCUACUCAGUACAACUUAAGAGAAGUUGAUCUUUCCCAUUGCAACUUAAGCGGUCUGCUCCCACCUUCGUUACUCAAGAGCAAUAAAUUGUUCAGUACUCUGAUCCUGAGGAAUAACUCACUGAGGGGCCAUUUUUUCUUACCAUCCUAUGUCCACAAUGCUGCAAGGAAUAUAAACAUUUCGAAUAAUCGCAUUGAUGGAUUGCUUCAAGAGAACAUUGGUAACUUAUUUCCAAACGCAAAGUAUUUGAAUUUAUCGAAGAAUAAUUUUGAGAGUGGAAAUAUUCCUUCGUCAAUUUUACAGAUGUUAUAUUUGGAUAACAACUCAUUUUCAGGAAAUAUCUUAAGAGAGGAUUAUCCAAGUGCCACAACCUAUGGAAAACCAUCUUUCAGGAUCCAUAGUAUCAGUAUUGAAUCCAACAAAUUUACAACACCUCCAUUUGCAAGGAAAUGGAUUCAUAGGUCACCAUCAAUUGCUCUUAUCAACAACUCAAAUUUGUUGACAUUGGACAUCAGAAGUAACAACUUAUGUGGUAGUAUUCCUGAUUGGAUGGGUGCCCUUUCCAGUUUGAGGGUUCUAUUGUUCCAAGGAAAUCAUUUAAAUGGUCCGAUUCCAAAUCAUUUGUGCCAAUUGGAAUGGAUAUGCUUAAUGGAUCUUUUUCAUAAUAGCUUGUCUGGAUCAAUACACCGAUGUUUCAAUUACAUUUCAUUUGGGAGGAGGAUAGAGAAGGAAUCUAUAUCUAACAUUAAAUCUGAAGGACUUUGGGGGACUAGGUCAACAGAAGUUUUGGCUGGUGCAGUAGAAGAAAUAGAAUUCAUGACAAAAAGUAUGUAUUUUUCAUUCAGAGGUGGAAUCCUUAAUUUUAUGUCUGUGAUGGAUUUAUCGUUUAUCAAUCUCAUGAGUGAUAUCCCACAUGAAAUAGGAACUUUAAAUGGAAUUCAUGCAUUAAACUUAUCACACAACCAACUAAUCGGAUCAAUUCCAAAAGCCUUCUCCAAUUUAAAGCAAAUAGAAAGCCUUGAUCUAUCCUACAACAGAUUAACUGGGAAAAUCCCUUCAGAAUUGACCACACUAUACAAUUUGGAGGUCUUCACUGUGGCAUACAACAAUUUGUCUGAUAAGACACCAGAGAUGAAGGGCCAAUUCUCAACAUUCGACAGUUUCAGUUAUGAAGGAAAUCCCUACCUUUAUGGUUUGCCAUUACCAAAGACCUCUUUUUGCUCUUCUAGUGGAGAAUCAACCAACACAUUUGCAACAACUUUAAAUGAUAUGGAGAACGAGGACGAGAUUGACAUGACUGCUUUUGCUAGUAGUUUUGCUGCUUCAUAUGUUGUGUGCUUAUUGGACUUGCCACUAUUCUCUACAUCAAUCCUUAUUGGCAAAGAAUGUGGUUUCACUUCAUCGGAGCAUGCAUGUACUCAUGUCAUGAUUUUCUUUCUAAUGCUUAUUAUAAGCUAUGCAUUCAUGGACGCAGAUUUUGUUUGCUUAUUUGGAAAGCCUUAG